Messenger RNA from Poecilia latipinna (sailfin molly), 1643 nucleotides. RefSeq names its product acyl-CoA thioesterase 7 (gene acot7). Gene Ontology annotation, molecular function: long-chain fatty acyl-CoA hydrolase activity. Gene Ontology annotation, biological process: fatty acid catabolic process; acyl-CoA metabolic process. Lineage: Eukaryota; Metazoa; Chordata; Actinopteri; Cyprinodontiformes; Poeciliidae. The transcript has 11 exons. The record is from RefSeq and is a predicted model, not a curated record. Bases 216 to 1247 code for a protein of 343 amino acids. Gene Ontology annotation, cellular component: cytosol; cytoplasm.
AACCUAGUCAACAUGGAUUUAGGCAGUUAGGACAAAGGAAACAGCUCGUGAACACUUUGAAUGUACUUUUUACGCUUUGAACCUUGGAAAACAUUAGUGUUUUCCUGAAAGAGGCACGGUGACCACAGCAGCCCUGGAACGCUGCCGGGGGAGUCUGCCUGAUUACUCAGUAUCACGCAGGAACACGACACCGGCAGUCCAGGAGAGACCAAACCAUGUCGUCGCCGGGGAUGGACGAAGCAUCCUCCCUCCAGUUAUGCAGGCUUAUGCUGCCAGACGACGCCAAUUUUAUGGGUAACGUUCACGGCGGCAUCAUCCUCAAGAUGAUCGAAGAAGCUGGAAGCAUCAUCGGCACGAGACACUGCAACACACAGAAUGGAGACCGAUGUUUAGCAGCUCUGGUUCGGGUGGAGAAGACGGAGUUUCUGUCGCCUGUGUUCAUCGGCGAGGUGGUCCACGUUAACGCCGAGAUCACUUACACAUCCAAGCACUCGCUGGAGGUUCAGGUCAAAGUCAUCGCUGAAAACAUCUUGACAGGUGCAAAAAAGCUGGCCAACAAGGCAGCACUGUGGUACGUCCCCUGUUCUCUGCAGAAUGUUGACAAGAUCAUGGAGGUGCCUCCUAUUAAGUAUGCUAGUGCAGAGAAGGAAGAAGAAGGCAGGAAGCGCUACGAAGCACAGAAACUUGGGAGAAUGGAGACCAAAGCGAGGGUUGAGGAGCCAAUGCCGCUUCGACCAAACCUAGAGGAUGCACCACAGGAAAGGCACACAGUCGGCUUCAGCCAGUCCAGCCUGAUCCAUUUGGUGGGGCCUUCAGACUGCACAGUAGUUGACUUUGUUUAUGGUGGUGUAGCCAUGAAGCUGAUGGACGAGGUUGCUGGAAUUGUUGCCUUUCGGCACUGCGGCACAAACAUCGUCACUGCUUCUGUGGAUGCCAUCAACUUUCAUCGCAAGAUUAGAAAAGGUUGCGUGGUGACGGUGACGGGCCGGCUCACGUUCGUCAGCAACAGGUCCAUGGAAAUAGAAGUGCUGGUGGAUGCCGAUUCGCUGGUGGAGACGCAGACAGGAAAAUAUCGUGCUGUCUCAGCCUUCUUCACCUUCAUCUCGCUUGACAAGGAAAAUAAACCGCUAAAUGUCCCGCCUCUAAAGAUUGAAGGAGACGAUGAGCAGAAACGUUUUGAAGAGGGCAAGUCACGUUACCUCCAGAACAAAGCGAGGAGACUUGCGGAAAAGGAGCGUCAGCAGUGACAUUGUGGCUCAGCAGAAUCAAAACCCACGCAGUACGCACAUGUUACGACGGAGUUAAUGCCUCUCUGUUACUGUAGCCUGUUAAACCGCAUUCUGUGACCCCAUUUUGCAGCAGCGCUACUCACCAAAGUGUUCCCGUAUACAUGUGUGCAAUAUCAAUGUCAAAGUAAUAGUACUUUUUUUUUAAGUUUAGGGAGAGUUUUAUGACUGCACUGUAUGUAAAAUCUAUUUAUUAUUACUGUUUGUAUUAACUGACAGUGGGAUUGUAGAAAUGCUAUAUCGUUUUGCAGGAUCUCUAACUAUACGCAUUUGGCUUUGAUGUCAGCCCAAAGUAAUACUGAGAGUGGAAGAGAAAUGAUGAAUAAGUGAGUGAAUAAAAAAACCAAACAAAAAAGA